AUGGCGGACGACACAGAACUUCUUUGGGAUCACGCGGCCGAUGUCGAGUUUGAGAGUAGCGACAUGGCGCAAGGGGCUAAGCAUGGUCACUCUACAUUCUACAGUGCUGACAGUAUAUAUCUCAGCUGUGAGCAGGCACAUGAACUGAUCAGUGUCCUGGACUCCACAAGGGAGAUAAUCCUACAUUACUUGGACAAUGUUGAGGAAUCUCAGUCACAGAUCACGAGAGCGAGACAGGGAAGGCACAACAACCGCUGUUCCCCAUGUUUUCGAGUACUCAAGCAAAAGGUUUUCCCCAAGAUCUCGAAAAACAUCUCUGUAGUUACCAUAGUCCUCCAGGCCUUGAAUCUGGUGAUCCUUACACUGAUUGACUUCUGGCCCAGGAAGGACGACCAGGUGGUGAUCAUUGUGAGUGCUUCGUCCAUGAUACUGCUACAGGUGUUGAACCUGGUAGCUCUUGUGUAUACGUCCGUGUUGCUGGCUAAGUUGUUGCUGAGGCGUCGAGUUACGGCCUUCGUCCUGGCACAGAGCUACAUAUCUUCCCUCUUCCUGUUUGCUGGUCUCUACACACUCACAUACAGACUUGAGCCAAAUUCAUGGAAGUUUAUCCAGGAAGAUCUGAUCUCUGAUCCUGUCUUUGUGGUGGUCCUGUAUGCCAAAUUCCUCUUCUUCUCCGUUUCCACGGCAACAUUAUGUGGAUCUGACAAUGCCCUGCCUAAAGACUGGUACAACUGUAUAUUUGCCGCAGCUCAGAUGCUGCUAAGUUUUGUCUACUUUGCCUCCAUUCUGAGUCAGUCGAUGAUGCCAAAACUUGCCGACAUUAUUCGGAAUCAAGAAUCACAACAAGGGCCAAGGUCAUCCCCAAGGCCAAAGUCGGCACUGUCGGACGGAGACGCUAUGAUUCCUUCAGCCCACAAGGAAAUGUGGCCCCUGAAUUCUCAGUCAAUGGCGAACAUGUUGUGAACAUUGAUGACGAAGAGAACAGAUGACAGGGUGUAUGAUGCAGACAAGAGACAUCGCCAAACUGUGUUCAUUUGGUCAGGACUUUCAGGCGCUCCAUUCUACAAAUACCUAGUGCUUCUAGUGUCUGUUUGAACCAAAGUGGCCUUACUGCUUGUGCAGCUCCUGCUAACAUUUUGUGUGUGUGUGUGUGUGUGUGUGUGUGUGUGUGUGUGUGUGUGUGUGUGUGUGUGUGUGUGUGUGUGUGUGUGUGUGUGUGUGUGUGGCCAUCUAGGGUGGUGUGGUUUGGGUGCAGCCAUGUUUCAGACA
This is a messenger RNA of Haliotis rubra (blacklip abalone), 1269 nucleotides long. RefSeq lists its product as uncharacterized. The transcript is spliced from 10 exons. Lineage: Eukaryota; Metazoa; Mollusca; Gastropoda; Lepetellida; Haliotidae. The coding region runs from base 1 to 963 and encodes 320 amino acids. The record is from RefSeq and is a predicted model, not a curated record.